Molecule: messenger RNA, 912 nt
Organism: Gallus gallus (chicken)
Lineage: Eukaryota; Metazoa; Chordata; Aves; Galliformes; Phasianidae
Product: cadherin-related family member 5-like
Exons: 8
Coding region: 61-912 (283 amino acids)
Biological process (GO): calcium-dependent cell-cell adhesion; homophilic cell-cell adhesion; multicellular organism development
Cellular component (GO): catenin complex; membrane; adherens junction
Molecular function (GO): cadherin binding; calcium ion binding
Source: RefSeq, a predicted model, not a curated record
CCCCGUCCCUCCGUCCCUCCGUCCCCAACCCCGGCCCCGGGGGUGCAGCGCCGGGCAGCGAUGAGACGGGACGAAGGCUGCGCCGCGUUUGGGAACGUCUUCACCGAGGUGGCGGAGAACAGCGCCCACGGCACCGUGGUGGCGCGGCUGCCCCCCGGCGGGGGGGGCGUUGGGGGGCCCGGCCUGCAGCUGUGCCUGGAGGGCGCCGACGCCGCCUGGUUCUACCUGGAUGGGAGCAGCGUGAGGCUGAACGCCUCCAACGGGCGCAGCCUGGACCGCGAGGAGUUGGAGUCCCCAGUGCUGAUGGUGGCCCUGAUCUGCGCUGAGGACGGCUCUGCUCCGGUGGAGUACCGGGUCAUCGUGCAGGUCCUCAACGAGAACGACAACCGACCGCACUUCCGGGGGGACCCCAUCCUCACCCACAACGUCAGCGAGCUGGUGGCCGUGCACUCGGUGGUGUUCAGCACUCAGGCGGAGGACGCGGAUGGGGACACUCUGAUGUACGUCAUCGACGGCGCCUCGCCCGACGCGCGCUUCUUCCGCAUCGACCUCCCCAACAGCGGCCGCGUGGUGCUGGCGCGGCCAUUGGACUUCGAGAGCAGACAGAGCCUGGAGGUGGUGGUGACCGCCGUGGAGAUGAACACGAAGGAGCGUUUCAAUGCGUCCAGGCGUGUCCGUGUCCGCGUUCAGGACGGGGACGAUCAGUACCCCCAAUUCCUGCCCUGCGCGCCCCCCCCCGCCCCACACCUCUGCCUCAGCCCCACAUACACCGCCAACAUCACCCAGGGGGAGCUGCCGGGCGCCCCGUUGCGGUUCAGCCCCGCCUCCAUUCACGCUGAGGACGGCGACGCGGAGCUGAGGGCGCCCAUUACGUAUUCACUGCUGCCCGGUGAGGGGGGGGGCAACGAUUAA